AAAGGGGGAGGUUUGGCCCACCACCCCCACGGCGGAGUGGAUCACACGCUGUAGCGGACGUAUCUUCGGCUCCGCUGUCCCUGUUCGGCUGUUCCCUCUAUUCCAUAUACUCCGCCAAUCUCUACUCAUCACCCGCUAACCCUGUUUCAUCGCCUCCGAGGAGGAGCUGAGUAUUCAUUGCCUGCCGGAGUUGGAUUUGGACUGGGAUGGAUCCGCAAGCCGUGACGAUGAGUAACGGAGGAGGAGGAGGAAGGGAGUUCCACGCCGCUGCUGGUGCGCCGUACAGUCUGGCUGAGAUCUGGCCGUUCGCGAUCAAUGCCGCCGCCGCGAUGCCGGCGAGUUUGAGUCGAGAGAACUUCGCGCCGAUGAGUGGUCCGGUGUUUUUCGAUGGUAUAGCAGGGAAUCAGAACUGCGGCAGACCCAGGAAGCGGCCCGAGGAUGACGAAUCUGCCAAGGGAGUUUCGACCAGCGGCAAUGGCUUGAUUGAGAGCGAUAGCAAGCGAAUGAAGACUGUAGGGUCAAAUUGCAAACCAGAAUCUAAAGCUAAUGGAGAAGAGUCUUCUGGGAAGCCAGCAGAACAACCUGCAAAGCCCUCUGAACCACCCAAGGAUUACAUUCAUGUUCGAGCACGGAGGGGUCAAGCCACUGAUAGUCACAGCUUGGCAGAAAGGGCCAGGAGAGAAAAGAUCAGCGAAAGAAUGAAAAUUCUCCAAGAUAUAGUCCCUGGCUGCAACAGGGUUAUUGGUAAAGCACUGGUCCUUGAUGAGAUAAUAAAUUAUAUUCAAUCUCUACAACGUCAAGUCGAGUUUUUGUCAAUGAAGCUUGAAGCAGUUAAUUCAAGAAUAAGCCCUGGGAUUGAAGGGUUUCCAUCAAAAGAUUUUCCUGCACAGACAUUUGAUGCAGCAUCUACCAUAGCGUUCGGUUCACAAGUUGCCCGAGACUAUCCCCGGGGAACUUCACCAGAUUGGCUGCACAUGCAAAUUGGGGGUGGAUUUGAAAGAACCACAUGAGUAACCAAACAUCCAUAUGUGAAGCUCAGGUAAGAUAAACAAUUGAGGAUCAAAUGAUUUCUCUCACAAGGAGUGGAAUGUAGUUCUAUUGGGUCACAGAUAGGGGAGUGUUGUAGUUUGAUGUGUUUUAUAUAUAUACCCCCAGCUUCAUCCAUUGUAACUCACUGCACAAAAAUUCAUGAAAUGAAAAUUGUUUAGUUGGACAUGGUUGUUCUG
Cuscuta campestris is the source of this 1226-nucleotide messenger RNA. The record is from the annotation of a GenBank genome assembly. Lineage: Eukaryota; Viridiplantae; Streptophyta; Magnoliopsida; Solanales; Convolvulaceae.